ACCUAGAAAGUAAUACAGUAUUUAUUCUCUUUACUCUCGAAAGACGCGACGACGGAGACGGUUCCGAGAAUCUAGAAACGGAAAACCGUUUAUCACUUUAUCGAAAGUAGCGGCGGCAGCCACCCUGCGACGGUGUUAUCACGGCCCAGCAUACAAAAUGUUUUGACCAGACGCUGAAUUUUCUCAACCAUUCAUCUCUACUCUGCACUAAUUUGUUUUUCGUGUUCUUCAAUCAAUUAAACUAAACCUUUCAAACCCUAACAAUGGCCACGGAUGCAUCCGAAGAACACAAAAAAUUCGAAGACGAUUACUCACCUUCAUCAACCGUCAUCAAAUUCGACCGUCCAAUUCCCUUACUUCGAGGUCCGUUACCGGCGAGUCCUUCCGACGAUCCAUCGGCGGGUCCAUACGUUUUAGCAUUCAGAGACUCACAAGCUUGGGCUUCUUCAUUCAAAGCCUGUGAGCGGAAAAUCAUUCAGCAAUGUGAGCAAGGGGCAAGGAUUGGUUGCGCAAUUAACGCUUCAAGCAAAUGUAAGCCUCCUUGGUGGAAGGCUCUGUCAGCUCCCAAACUCUCCGAUAUGAAGGAACGAGAGAUUUGCGAGGUGCGCGAGAUGGAGGAGUGUUUCGCUGAAGCGAAGGAGAAGUGUGUUGGUUUCGCGAAGGAUAAGUGUUUGGUUCCUUUUAGGGAUGCAAGGAUUAAGGUUGGGAAAGGGGUUUUGAAUUUGAAGGAAGCUGUGAAGUUGAUUGAUUGGGUUUCAAUGCCAAGGAAUCAAAUGAGUUCUAAGUGUUUGAUUGGUGGUGAAUUUGGCGUGAAUAAUCGAAGGGCUGGUGAAUUGAUUGGUUCGGAUGAUUGUGUGCAAGGCAUUUUGGGUGAGAGGCAACAAGGCGCCCCUAAUUAAAAAACGAUGACGUGGAAUCCAAUACCCGAGAACGUUAUCAGAAUUGCCAUCUCAUAGAGCUUAGCAAAUCAAAGUAUCCAGGUUUUUCUUCCCUCUAAUUUUUUAUUUAUGCUAGCUUUUGUUUCUUAGCAAGUUACAUAUAGAAAGAGGUCUUUCUGUAGUCACAUCAUAACUUGAAAAAAGAAAACUUUAUAGUCCCAUCUAUUUCGACAUUUCAUAAAGAGGUUAAAUUCUGUCUUAUUGUUCCUCAGUUUGGCCAAUUUUUAACCCUAUUCUAUGGAAACCUGAAUUUUAUGGAGUGCAACCAUAAUAUACUUAUCCCCAAUCAUAGACACACACAGACAUAAUGUUGAAAGGGGUUUAAUUAUUAAGUCCCAUCUAUAUAUAGAUCAACUAGGUAGCUUAACUCCAAGGUGUAAAAUUUGAGUUUGCAAUUUCAGAUUGACUUGCCCUAGAUGUUUGGUUUGGAGCGGAGCUUCAUUGUUUGCCUACUGAUUAAUGUUGGUUAAGUAGACAUUGUGUUUUAUAGCCUUGUUGGUGUCUUUGGUCAAGAGUUCAGCCUUAUGCUGAGAUGUGAGAAUUGUUGUAUUCUGUAGAUAUUUACUGAUUGAUAUACUGGUACUGUCUCUGAGUUGCCUCCUGUCUGUCUGUACUCUGUAUGCAUCGGAUGGCUAAGGACUUAUGGCGAUUUUAAUUGAGAAGUUAAAUAGUUUAGUGGUUCCUUUAA
Molecule: messenger RNA, 1626 nt
Organism: Trifolium pratense (red clover)
Lineage: Eukaryota; Viridiplantae; Streptophyta; Magnoliopsida; Fabales; Fabaceae
Exons: 2
Coding region: 264-899 (211 amino acids)
Cellular component (GO): plastid
Source: RefSeq, a predicted model, not a curated record